UUCAGGAACAACAACACGGCUACUCUUUCAACCACCCCGGUAGCUUGCUAGCCAACAUAAAACUGAAAGAUUGACGUUUUAGACCAUGUUUGUGUACAUUAGCUAAUCCCAGUGUUUUAAACAAAUUUCGGUUGACGUAUCAACUGCUUAACUUUAACCGAAUUUGCUUGUUCAAUUUGCAAACUUGUUAAAGAUUGAUACUGAGCCUAGCACUAGGCUAGUCGCUAAUGCUACCUAGCUAGCUAACAUCCCUGACAAUGAGCACACCAAACUACUCCUCCCUUGCUAAUGACGAGGGGGUCUGCUGUACGGAGAAACAAUCUUUCAGAAUGAAAAAGGAGGAAGAGGAGGCUGUUAUAGUGAUAGAAGAGAAAGCACCUUUUAGAGAGGAAGAGGAUGCUAUCUCAGUAAAGGUGAAGGAGGAAGACGUUUUGGGAGUGAAAGAGGAGACAGAAGAUCCGAUUAACACCAGAGAGAGACAUGACUAUCGUGGAUCCUCUGGGGAGCCUCAACAACAUCCUGAUGCUGACGAGUCAGAGAAGAGUCUCUCCAGAUCAGAACACCAGAUGGUACAGGACAACACUAGCCCUUCCUCCCUCCCGGAGUCCCCGUGUCGUGCCUCUCCCGGUAGCACCUUACUGCUGGGUAUGAAGAGGUUGUCUGUGCAGCUGGUGGACUGCAGGAAAACAACGGGGCUGAGUGGAACUGUGAGAGGAGGAGGAGAGAAGAAAGGAUCAGAUUUGACUCAUCAAAGAGAGAGAUGUGACUAUCAUGGAUUCUCUGGGGAGCCUCAACAACAUCCUGAUGCUGACGAGGCAGAGAAGAGUCUCUCCAGAACAGAACACCAGAUGGACAACGCUAGCCCUUCCUCCCUCCCGGAGUCCCCGUGUCGUGCCUCUCCCGGUAGCGCCUUACUGCUGGGUAUGAAGAGGUUGUCUGUGCUGCUGGUGGACUGCAGGAAAACAACAGGGCUGAGUGGAACUGUGAGAGGAGGAGACGAGAAGAAAGGAUCAGAUUUGACACAUCAAAGAGAACGACCAGACUCAGAGGAACCAGAGCCAGGGACAUCCAAACCAGCAAGACGACACCAGUGCUCCCACUGUAGAAAGAGUUGUAACCGGUUAUGGGACCUGAAACAACAUGAGAGAAUACACACAGGGGAGAAGCCUUACCACUGCUCACAGUGUGGAAAGUGUUUCAAAAUGUCACGGGACCUGAAACGACAUGAGAGAAUACACACGGGAGAGAAGCCUUACCACUGCUCCCAGUGUGGAAAGCGUUUCAGACAGCCAGGGCAUCUGAAACAGCACGAGAGAAUACACACAGGGGAGAAGCCUUACCACUGCUCCCAGUGUGGAAAGUGUUUCAGACAGCCAGGGCAUCUGAAACAGCACGAGAGAAUACACACAGGGGAGAAGCCUUACCACUGCUCCCAGUGUGGAACGUGUUUCAAAAUGUCACGGAACCUGAAACGACAUGAGAGAAUACACACGGGAGAGAAGCCUUACCACUGCUCCCAAUGUGGAAAGUUUUUCAACUGGCCAGGGGAGCUGAAACGACAUGAGAGAAUACACACCGGGGAGAAGCCUUACCACUGCUCCCAGUGUGGAAAGUGUUUCAACCAGUCAGGGGAGCUGAAACAACAUGAGAGAAUACACACAUGGGAGAAGCCUUACCACUGCUCCCAGUGUGGAAAGUGUUUCAAAAUGUCACGGGACCUGAAACGACAUGAGAGAAUACACACGGGAGAGAAGCCUUACCACUGCUCCCAAUGUGGAAAGUGUUUCAACCGGUCAGGGGAGCUGAAACAACAUGAGAGAAUACACACAGGGGAGAAGCCUUACCACUGCUCCCAAUGUGGAAAGUGUUUCAACUGGUCAGGGGAGCUGAAACGACAUGAGAGAAUACACACCGGGGAGAAGCCUUACCACUGCUCCCAGUGUGGAAAGUGUUUCAGCCAGUCGGGGGGGCUGAAACAACAUGAGAGAAUACACACCGGGGAGAAGCCUUACCACUGCUCCCAGUGUGGAAAGUGUUUCCGCCAGUCAGGGGAGCUGAAACAACAUGAGAGAAUACACACGGGAGAGAAGCCUUAUCACUGCUCCCAGUGUGGGAAGUGUUUCAAACAGGCAGGGCAUCUGAAACGGCACGAGAGAAUACACACAGGGGAGAAGCCUUACCACUGCUCCCAGUGUGGAAAGUGUUUCAACCAGUCAUGGGAGCUGAAAGGACAUGAGAGAAUACACACAGGGGAGAAGCCUUACCACUCCUCCCAGGGUGCAAAGCUUUUGCCCAUUUCCCCGACCAUGAGUUCACUAAACUACUCCUCCCCUGCUAAAGAAGAGGAGGUCUGCUGGACGGAGAAAGAAGCUCUGGCGCUGAACAUUGUCGUGAAAGAAGAAGAGGAGGGUAUUACAGUGAAAGGAGAGAAAGAACCUUUCAGAAUGAAAAAGGAGGAAGAGGAGGCUGUUAUAGUGAAGGAGGAAGAGGCUGUUAUAGUGAAGGAAGAAGAGGCUGUUAUAGUGAAGGAAGAAGAGGCUGUUAUAGUGAAGGAAGAAGAGGCUGUUAUAGUGAAGGAAGAAGAGGCUGUUAUAGUGAAGGAAGAAGAGGCUGUUAUAGUGAAGGAAGAAGAGGCUGUUAUAGUGAAGGAAGAAGAGGCUGUUAUAGUGAAGGAAGAAGAGAAAGAACCUUUCAGAAUGAAAAAUGAGGAGGAAGAGGAGGCUAUCUCAAUAAAGGUGAAGGAGGAAGACGUUUUUGGAGUGAAAGAGGAUGAGACAGAAGAUCCGAUUAACACCACAGGAGAGAGACGUGACUAUGGUGGAUCCUCUGGGGAGCCUCAACAACAUCCUGAUACUGACGAGUCAGAGAAGAGUCUCUCCAGAACAGAACACCAGAUGGACAACACUAGCCCUUCCUCCCUCCUGGAGUCCCCGUGUCGUGCCUCUCCCGGUAGCACCUUACUGCUGGGUAUGAAGAAGUUGUCUGUGUUGCUGGUGGACUGCAGGAAAACAACGGGGCUGAGUGGAACUGUGAGAGGAGGAGAAGAGAAGAAAGGAUCAGAUUUGACUCAUCAAAGAGAAAGACCAGACUCAGAGGAACCAGAGCCAGGGACGUCCAAACCAGCAAGACGAUACCAGUGCUCCCACUGUAGAAAGGGUUGUAACCGUUUAUGGGACCUGAAACAACAUGAGAAAAUACACACAAGGGAUAAGCCUUACCACUGCUCCCAGUGUGGAAAGAGUUUUAAGCUUUUAGGAACCCUUAAAGCUCAUGAGAGAAUACACACAGGGGAUAAAAUACACACAAGGGAGAAGCCUUACCACUGCUCCCAGAGUGGAAAGAGUUUUAACCAGAAAGCACACCUGAAAGCCCAUGAGAGAAUACACACAGGGGAGAAGCCUUACCACUGCUCCCAGUGUGGAAAGUGUUUCAAACAGCCAGGGCAUCUGAAACGGCAUGAGAGAAUACACACAGGGGAGAAGCCUUACCACUGCUCCCAGUGUGGAAAGUGUUUCAACCAGUCAGGGGAGCUGAAACAACAUGAGAGAAUACACACAGGGGAGAAGCCUUACCACUGCUCCCAGUGUGGAAAGUGUUUCAAACAGCCAGGGCAUCUGAAACGGCAUGAGAUAAUACACACAGGGGAGAAGCCUUACCACUGCUCCCAGUGUGGAAAGUGUUUUAGCCAGUCAGGGGAGCUGAAACGGCACGAGAGAAUACACACAGGGGAGAAGCCUUACCACUGCUCCCAGUGUGGAAAGUGUUUUAGCCAGUCAGGGGAACUGAAACAACAUGAGAGAAUACACACAGGGGAGAAGCCUUACCACUGCUCCGAGUGUGGAAAGUGGUUCAGCCAGUCAUGGGAGCUGAAACGGCACGAGAGAAUACACACAGGGGAGAAGCCUUACCACUGCUCCCAGUGUGGACAGUGUUUCAAACAGUCAAGGGAGCUGAAACAACAUGAGAGAAUACACACAGGGGAUAAGCCUUACCACUCCUCCCAGGGUUCAAAGCUUUUGCCCAUUUAGGAAGCCUGAAAGAACACAUUAGACUGCACACAGAGCGGAGAAUGCUUACAGAAGCCCAGACUGUGGGAAAACAUAUUACUCAUAACAGUCACCUAAAUGUCAUUAGAUAAUCCACACAGGAGAGAGAAAUUACUUCUCUUAGCGUGUAUAUUGAUAUUUCACAUCACAUUGACUUAAAAUUCCUCAGAGAACAUACACAGCUCCUGUUGUCUUAUUGUUGACUGAUAAUGUGUUUACCUGUUUUCACCAUAUGAAAUUGUUUCUUCCAAUUAUUGAUAAUACCUGUUAAGAAGCUGAUUGUUAGAACUGUUAAGGAAUUAAAAAACUGUAUGGUCAUUGGCAAAAAUAGAAAAGAGUAGAGGGCCUGGAAAGAGUUUUAACCAGAAAGGACACCCAAUCCAAUACACACAGGGGUGAAGCCUUACCACUGCUCCCAGUGUGGAAAGGGUUGUAACCAGUUAAGGGACCUGAAAACACAUGAGAGAAUACACAUAGGGGAGAUGUCCUACCAUUGCUCCCAGUUUGGAAAGCGGUUUACAAUAUUAGGGACUCUGAGAAUACAUGAGAGAAUACAUACAGGAGAAAAGCUGUACCACUGUUACCAGUGUGGAAAGAGUUUUUCCAACUUAUGUCAACUGAAAACACAUAAGCGAAUACACACAGUCGAGAAGCCUUACCACUGCUCCCAGUGUUCAAUGCAUUUUAACAAAUUAGGAAGCCUUAAAUAACACACAAGACUGCACACAGAGGAGAAGGCUUACAAAAUGCUCAGAAUGGGAAAACAUAUUACUCAUCACAGUCACUUAAACAUCAUGAGAGAAUCCACACAGAAGAGAAGAAUUACUUGUAUAUUGAUAUUUCACAUCACAUUGACUUAAAAUUCAUCAGAGAACAUACACAGUGCUCCCAUUGUCUUAUAUUGUUGACUGAUAAUGUGUUUACUUGUUUUUACCAUAUGAAAUUAAAUGGUACAAGGUAUACUCAAACAUAUAUUUGUUUGUUUUUAUUAGAAAACAUGAAUUUAAUAUGGAGUAUGUCAGUUUGAAUAUAAAGAAGAUCAGGUUCCUUGUUUUAAAUGGUCCUUUUUUAAAACUCUUUGUGUGUUUAUCUGGGUGUGUCAUUCCUCCAGCACUACAGAUAAUCAAUUUAUAUUUGGAUGUGAUGCAUUUGCUCCAUUGUUGACAUUUGCAUUUUUGGCCCACUGAUGAUUUAAUGACAUGAAAAUGUUCAGACUCUGUAAUGGAAAACGUUAAUUGUAUGUGUCCACAUAACUGAGUAUGUGACUAACCUUGUGAAACUGUCCUAUUAUAAUCUCCUGUUCCUGGGAGUAUCAUUCUGUGUUGCAAACCAGCUGCACCUGUGUCCUUGUAUGAAUAAAGUCCCUCCCAGGAACAGGAAACUAUAAAGAUAUGUGCUCAUCACCCAAUGCUUCAGAAUUCAGACUGUCUACACUGCGCUGUGUAACUCUGUUAUUCUCUCUGAGCUCAGAAAUAAAUAAUCUUGGUUUGA
Salvelinus fontinalis (brook trout) is the source of this 5537-nucleotide messenger RNA. Its product is annotated as zinc finger protein 252-like. The record is from RefSeq and is a predicted model, not a curated record. The transcript has 10 exons. Lineage: Eukaryota; Metazoa; Chordata; Actinopteri; Salmoniformes; Salmonidae. Gene Ontology annotation, biological process: regulation of transcription by RNA polymerase II. Bases 258 to 4028 code for a protein of 1256 amino acids. Gene Ontology annotation, molecular function: DNA-binding transcription factor activity, RNA polymerase II-specific; RNA polymerase II cis-regulatory region sequence-specific DNA binding.